Aspergillus japonicus CBS 114.51 is the source of this 454-nucleotide messenger RNA. RefSeq names its product DUF914-domain-containing protein. Lineage: Eukaryota; Fungi; Ascomycota; Eurotiomycetes; Eurotiales; Aspergillaceae. The record is from RefSeq and is a predicted model, not a curated record. Gene Ontology annotation, biological process: transmembrane transport. Gene Ontology annotation, cellular component: membrane. The annotation marks the transcript as partial. Gene Ontology annotation, molecular function: transmembrane transporter activity. The transcript has 2 exons.
AUGACACAUUCUGCUGUGUCCCAUGGCACAGACGACACUGGGGCUGGCCCAUCCUCCACGGGCACCGAUCUCGGUCGUGGCCAUAUACCACCACCCUCCAAGUCCGAUGCCUCCGCUACCUAUGAUGUAUAUCCUACCGCGACGGACGGUAGCACCGACGAGGACUCGGAACCCGCAACAACAGCCGACCAUCCCACCGACAAACCGCAAAGCCUGCUCGCCUACCUGACCACCCGAGAAUUCUACAUCACCCUUUUCCUCGGUCAAAUCCUCGCCAUCACCAACACAGCCUGCAGCACCUUCAGCACCCUCCUCGCCGACCGCGGCGUCUCCCUCCCGGCCACGCAGACCUUCUUCAACUACCUCGUGCUGACCGUGAUCUUCACCACCUACACAAUCCACCGCCACGGCCUCCAGGGCUGGACCCGGAGUUUUCGGAGUCGUGGUUGGAAAU